Messenger RNA from Insectozyma verbasci, 1032 nucleotides. Lineage: Eukaryota; Fungi; Ascomycota; Pichiomycetes; Serinales; Debaryomycetaceae. The record is from the annotation of a GenBank genome assembly.
AUGAAUAAAAUAUUUAUUACAGGUGCAACAGGUUAUAUUGGUGGAGAAAUUAUUUAUCAGUUAUUAUCUCAUGGUGGUUUUGAAAUUACAGCUUUAAUUCGAAAUGAAGCAAAAGCAGAUAAAUUACCUGGAGGUAUUAAAAAAGUUGUUGGUACAUUAGAUGACAGUCCAUUAUUGAAAAAAAUGGUCAAUGAAAAUGAUAUCAUUAUCAAUGCUGCUAAUGUUGAUCAUUGGCAAAGUGCAAAAGCAAUUUCUGAAGCUUUAAUUGCAAGUAAAGAAAAGAAGAUUUUAAUUCAUAAUUCAGGUGCAGCAGUUUUAAAUGAUCAUUUAUCAAAGACUAAAGGUCCAAGUACAACAAUUUAUAAAGACGAUGACCUUAGUGCUAUGGAAUCAUUACCUGAUAGUCAACCACAUAAGAAGAUUGAUAAUUUAAUUCUUUCACUUCAUGAAAAAAAUCCAUUAAUUCAAACUGCAAUCAUAUCACCUUCUACAGUAUUUGGUAAAAGUGAUGGUUAUGAUAAAAAGAUGUCCAUUCAAAUUCCAAGCUUAAUCAAGAGUUCAAUAAAACAUGGACAAGCAUUUACUGUUUAUUCAGGUAAUUAUGUUUGGAGUCAUAUUCAUAUUAAAGAUUUAGGAGAAUUAUAUUACAUAGUUUUGAAGAAGAUGAUUGCUGAUGAACCAAUUCCAAAGAAUGAACAAGGCUACUACUUUGGUGCUUAUGAUGAUGAAGUUGAAAAAGUUAAAGUUGAACAUACAUGGAAAGAAGUUGCUGAAACUGUUGCUGAAGGAUUAAACGCAAAGAAAGUUGUUGAUACCCCUAGAAUUGCUUCAUUAACGCCUCAACAAGUUGUUACUUUGAGUAAUGAUAAAAUGAGUCCACAUCUUUGGGGUUCGAAUUCUCGUUGUAGAGGUAAAAAUGCUUACAAGAUUGGAUGGCAACCAAAACAUACAAAACCAAAUGAAUUUUUAAAACUGAUUCAACAUGAUGUUGACAAUGUUGUUGCUGCUGGUCUGACAAUUCCUGUUGGUUAA